GGCGCGCAAACUCACGCGGAUGUACCGCUAUGUAAAAUGGCGGCGUGAGAGAGGCUCGUUCAAAACACAGUUCAGUCUUUUACCUGAGAAGGUGUUAAAGUAACGUGAGUGAAGCGGUCUGCGGUACCUGCAGCUGUCUGGGAAUCAUUCAGAGGGAGAGGUUGGAAUUUACAUUCCUAGAAAAAGAGCAGGGGGGAUGGCGAAGAGGAUCGCUGAUAAAGAGCUAACGGACAGGAACUGGGAUCAGGAGGAGGAGGGAGAGGAGGCCGGGACGUUUUCAGUUGCCAGCGACUCUGUGUUGAAGAACCGGGCGAUUAAGAAGGCCAAACGUCGCAACAUUGGAGCAGAGGGUGAAGUUAGCACAGCCUUCAAAGGUUUUAAAGGCUUUUCUAUGACGCCGGCGUCUGCAGCGAGCGGAGCCUCCACUCCAACGCUGUUUUCUGGUUUCGGGAACGGCGGAGGCUUUAAAGGUCUCGGAGGUCUGACCAACGGAAACAGCAUCGCUCCUCCGUCAUUCGGAGGUUUCUCAUCUCCUGCUGCGACGUCCUCCGCUACACCUGGUCUGACGUUCAACGGCCCCGCCUCCGCCAAGCCCACCGAUGACAUCACCGGCAAGCAGACCAAUGGCUCCACCCCGAGCCUGACUCAAAGCUCGAGCUCCUGCAGCAGCAGCAGCAGCAGCAGCAGUGUCAGCAACAAGGAGUACAGCCGGCAGCUCACCGCGCUCAACUGCUCGGUGCGGGACUGGAUCACCAAGCACGUGAACGACAACCCUCUGUGCGACCUCAACCCCAUCUUCAGGGAUUAUGAGCGGCACCUGGCCAGCAUCGAGCGGCAGUACGGCGCCGGAUCUGCCGACGGAGGCUCGGAGGAGAAGAAGCAGGGAGGGAUGCUGCCAACCACAGCCACCCCUCCUCCUCCUUCCUCCUCUUCUUCCUCGUCCAGCAGCAGCAGCUCGGCGGCUCCGGCGCCGGCCGCCGCUUUGUUCUCCUUUGGCAAAGAUACGACGGGAGACUCAGGCCGGGACAAAAGCGCCGCCGCUCCGAUCCCCGCCGGCGUCACGUUUAACUUCGGUCAGAAGGUGGACAGCUCGGCUCUGGGCUCCUUAGGCUCCAAAUCGACGCCUCCCAGCUUCUCCUUCUCCUCCAGCGCCUCCUCCAGCCAGAGCUCCCUGUUCGGGGCUGCCGGCUCUGCCGCUCCGCUGUCCUUCAGCGGGAAGAAAGCCGAGGACGCUCAGCCUGCAGACGAGAACGGAGACGAAGAUUCGGAGGAGCCGCCGAAACCUGAGAUCAAAGAGGUUCAAGAGGACGACGCCUUUUACUCAAAGAAGUGUAAAAUGUUCUACAAGAAGGAGUCUGAGUUCAAAGAGAAAGGAGUGGGAACUCUGCACCUCAAACAGACAGCGGACGGAAAAACUCAGAUGAUCAUUCGCGCCGACACCAAUCUGGGAAACAUCCUGCUGAACAUCAUCGUGCAGGCGUCCAUGCCGUGCUCCAGAGUCGGUAAGAACAACGUGAUGGUGGUUUGCGUCCCCAACCCGCCCGUCGACGACAAGAACCCCACCAGCCCCGUCCCCCUCCUCAUCCGGGUCAAGACCGCAGAGGACGCCGACGAGCUCCACAAGACCCUGGAAGAGAAGAAAGGCUGAAUCCAGAGCUUUUAGCAGACUUCACCUGGUCAUCCUCUGCUGUCCACCGGUCCGAACCUGACCACGCAUCGACCUCAUCACGCCGGUUUUACCCACAAACACACACACACACACACACAUUUGUACUUAACUCACCUGAUAAUUCAGCUGUUUUGUCGCCUCCCUCUCAGUUCCUCAUAAUAAAUUGGUCGUCAUACUGUGAAAUAUUUUUGUUGUUUUUUUUUAAAUCACAAAUAUCAGAAGCAGGUGGUCGCUCGUUGACUCGGCUACAUUCCCUCUGGUUCGACGCUGCUGCUGCUGUUGUAUUAGAGAAACAGAACGAUGUAUCUUAUCAGUCUCAAGCGUUUUUAAUUUUUUUUAAAAAAUUUGGUCGUCGAGUGACUGAAAGUCGAGUGUGAAUCCAGACGAGUUGUUGUGCGAGGAGCUUCUCAUCUGCGAUCCUUACCACUGAGUUUUGUUUUUUUUUUUUUUUUGGAGGGGGGAAACCUCCAAAUAAAAGUCCAGUCAAUUUGGUUUUACAAAUUAAAUACUUGCAGUAACAGUUAAUAUUUUAAUGAAAGUGUCGAGGAUGAAGAGGUUUCCUUCCUCUGAGUGUGUCUGCUGAGUGUUUUUUUUUUUUUUUUUCGAUCUGGAAACUAUUUAUUGUGUCGGCAGGAUUUGUACUUUCACUGAUUGAACCUGGUGUGAAUGUUUCCCCUGAAGAGCUUCUUAAAAAACAGUGUAGAAGGGAAGUGUGUGUAACAGACCAGUUAUUAUAUUUUAUUUUUUCUGUAAACAUGGACUCUGUUCUUUUUUUCCAAGUGUCCUUUGUGUGGCCUUCAGUCCGGCCUUCCAGAUGAGGCCUGCUGUCAUCGUCUGAGAACAUUUGUAAAGACAUUUAUUGGGGAAUAAAAGGAAACAAAUGAA
This is a messenger RNA of Thunnus maccoyii (southern bluefin tuna), 2554 nucleotides long. RefSeq names its product nucleoporin 50 (gene nup50). The coding region runs from base 197 to 1648 and encodes 483 amino acids. NCBI's taxonomy places the organism in Eukaryota, Metazoa, Chordata, Actinopteri, Scombriformes, Scombridae. The transcript has 8 exons. Gene Ontology annotation, biological process: protein import into nucleus. Gene Ontology annotation, cellular component: nuclear pore. The record is from RefSeq and is a predicted model, not a curated record.